Molecule: messenger RNA, 4053 nt
Organism: Paramisgurnus dabryanus
Lineage: Eukaryota; Metazoa; Chordata; Actinopteri; Cypriniformes; Cobitidae
Gene: mfsd8l1
Product: major facilitator superfamily domain containing 8-like 1
Biological process (GO): transmembrane transport
Molecular function (GO): transmembrane transporter activity
Source: RefSeq, a predicted model, not a curated record
ACGGAAGUGACGUUUGAGAUAUGAUUACCUGUCAGCUCCUGUCAAAUUUAGUGCGUUCAGAUAAUGCAUGUAGUCUUUUAAACAAGAUUAACAAAUUGCCCGUUCCUCACUAUUAAAUUGUCCCGUUCAGAUGACUUUUAUUCUGUAUUUUUAUGACGUCGUAACCAGCUUUAUGAUUGCGCUCCUGUGAUUGAAAGCACCGUCCCGUGUAUUACAUUCUGCGCGACGAGAUGAAACUUGUCAAAAUCCUAGUCAGACAUUAUUAGUCGUGUUGAGGGGGUAAAAUGGACUAUAGUCGUAAACGGAGGCUGACAUUCUCGACUAUAGGACUGAUUUUCUUACUCAGUGGGAUCGAGUAUGCUGUGAUUUUGCCCACAAUAUGGAUGUAUCUGCAGACACUAAAUGCGGCACCAUACUUCCUUGGUCUCAUCCUUUCAGCAUUUAGUUUCAGCGGUCUUCUCGCCGGUCCUCUGUUUGGCCACUGGUCAGAUCGCACCCGCUCCACCAAAAAAAUUAUCCUGUUUGCAAAUGUUUUUGAGAUUAUUGGUAAUUUAAUGUAUUUUAUGGGAUACUCAAAAUGGUUAUUGCUUUGUAGUCGUCUAGUUGCAGGCAUUGGCAAUGGAGCUGGAUCAUCUAUCUUUGGAUUUUUGACUAGAAAUACUCUGCCUGAUGAACGCUCCACUGUAUUUGCUGUGGUUAUGGCCACCCGACAAGCUGGACUGCUCAUCGGUCCUGCAUUUAAUAUCUUUCUUAGACUGUGUAACUUUCAAGUUGGACCUUUCAUAGUGAACAAAUUCACAUCUCCAGGGGGAUUCAUGUGCCUGCUGUGGAUCCUUCUGCAGUUUGCUGUCAUGUUUAUGUACUGGGACAUCAAUCCUCAGGAUGAUGCACAUCAAAGGAAUGGGGCGGUACAAGUAGAUGUGCAUCAGGAUGAAGUUGAGGAAGAGGAUGCAGAGAGCAAACCUUUAGUUGGGCCUAAUGAACUCACUGGGUCAUACGGCACAGUCACCAGCGUCCAGAUUAGACCCAACAAUGUUUCCCCUCCACCAACACCCCCACCUAAGGAAGUAACCUCAAGUCCCUUCAAGAACUUUAGUGCCAGCAGAGAGUUUCUCAGAGAGGAGGUGGUUGUGCUAUUGGCAGCUCAGUUUAUCACACUGUUUAAUCAAACUGCUCUGGAGACUAUGGUGACUCCUCUGACGCAGCAGUAUUUUAACUUUGGCGAGCUGGAAAACAGCAUCAUGUACUGUUUAUGCAGCGUGGAGGUGAUUGCCGGCUUCCUGUUUGUGCGCUGGUUGAGUAAGCGUGUGACGGAGCGGGUGGUGCUGGUCGUCGGCCUCAUUCUCAGCAAUAUUUCCUGCGUCUGGUGUCUUAUAUUUUUGGCCAAUCCCCAGGGUGGAUACGCGUGGCAGCUGGCGGAGUUUAUCAUCGGGGUUUUCCUUCAGGUCCUGGGUGCCCCUUUUGUGGCGGUCGCACAGGUGUCUCUCUUUUCAAAAGUAACAUCAGAGAAAACACAAGGAUUCAGUCAGGGAAUUCGCCGUUCUGUCGGAGGGCUGGCCACCAUUCUCGGUCCUCUAUGGGCGGGCGGUCUGACCUUUAACCUUUAUGUGAUGCUGGGAGUGAUGAUGGGCCUGCUUGUAGUGCUCACUAUUAUGGUAGCGAUCUCGUACGAUCGUCUGGUGGAGCCAGUGACCACAAUAGACAAUCCCACAGACUCACAGUCCGAGGAAUGUGACCAGGAAAUUGUCACAAGAACAGUCAGCAAAUGAAUGAAUAAUCUAAAGGAACACAGGAAACCAAGCAAAAAGAGUCUCAUAAUAUAAGAUUUUUGUUCUCACUGCUUCUUUGAUCAAAGAAACGACUCUUUUGAAAACCGUACAGUUCUGCUAUAUUUCCUAUGGAAAUUUCAGUAGAUCCGAUAUUUUAUGAGUUAUUAUUGAUGACAAGUCCUGAGAGAAAAAAUCCUUUUACUUGAGCCAUGAGGUUUUUAUAUUGUGAAUAAAGAGAAUAAUGGAGUGCACUGUAAGAAAAAAAAUGGUCUGUAGCUGUCACUGUGCAGUACUUUUAAAAAGGGUCCUAAUGUACCAUUUGGUGCAGAUAUUUGGUACCAAUAUAUACCUCUGAGAUAGUAAUAUGAAAGGGUACAGCCCCAGUGACAGCCAAUGACCAUUUUUUGACCAUUUUAUUUUCUGACAGUGUAGGAUUUGAACAAAUGUAGCUGAUUGCUCCAUUAAAAUAGAUUAAUGGUGCGUUUUUGAAACUAUGAACUUUAUAUAGGUCAUUUUAAGGAAAAAUAAGCUAUAUGUGCUAGGAAAAGAUUUCAGUGUAUUGGGGUACAGGGUUAAAUAUCAGUGUAAAAAUAACCCUCAUUAUCUCUCAUAAUGUGCAGUUUUCUGAGAAAAGCCCAGGGAUCAAACACAAGUAUAUUGUUUUAAAAUGCUUUGAUGCCUUUGUUUUGUUUGUAUGUGGGAGUUGUGUCAUAGUUGAAUCAUUACUGUACACAAGAGGGCGCCCUUCACCCAAAAACAAUUUAGCAAACAUUUAUGGGGCCAAUUACAUUUAGGGGCAGUUUUCCAGACCAAGUUUAAAUUAAUCCAGAAUUAGGCCUUAGUUAUUUUAGGACAUUUAAGUAGUUUUACAAACCUCACAAAAACUAUACGGGUGUGCAUUUUGAGAUAAAUAAAACAAUGUGACUGAUAUAUGUUAAAAUAUGUCAGUGCAAGGUGUUCUGAAAUUAAAGCGCAGCUCAAACAUGCAUUUUAGUCUAGGACUAGGAUAAGCCUUGUCUGGGAAAGUUUAGGUUUUUCAUGUAUUAGUAACUUUCUGAGUUUACAGUAAAAAUAUUCUCAUUUACAGAAAAAGUGUACACAAUUUUUUUCUGAUUUUUAUAAUAUGCACUAGCUUGUAUGUAAUGUUAGUUAGUUUGGUAUCACUUCACAAUAAAGCCCUAUUUGUUAACUUGUAAAUGUACUUGCUAAUACGAACUAACAAUGAGCAAUAUUUUGUAUAGUGUUUAUUAAUUUUUGUUCUUGUAUGAUAAUAUAGUUUAUUGUUCAUUCAUGUUGAAUGAAUAUUGUUGAAAAAAUUAUUGUGCAAAACGAAUCAUUUUGUAAAUGUUCAAAUAAAUAUUAACUACAAUUAAUACAUGCUAAAUAUUAUUAAAACAACAACAUAUUACUCACUUUUAUCACAUUCAAUUUAUAUAAUUACAAAACUGAGAUUAUAGUUUGUAUUGUUCAUUUUGUUAAUAGCAGAAAUGCUUUGUUUCUAAUCUAUGUUCAGUGGUGUAAUGCCUUAUUUAUUUUUAAAGAUUGAUUUUUGUGGUAUUUUAAGUAUUGUAUACUGUGUCAUAAAUUUGUAUUCAUUUAUAGCCAUGUGCUGAUAUGUGUCACCAAAAACAAGAUGAUUUAUAAACGGUUUUAUUUGUUACAUAUUUGUAUUUUAUUUUUAAGCAGAUUUUAGUCAUUUUGUUUUUAUUUAUAUUUUAAUUUGUCAAUAUUUAAAAAUUCUAAAAUUCUUUCUUGUUUUCUAAUCUUUUUUUUUGUAUAAUUUAGAUUUCUAAAGAAAUAUCUGCAAUUUUUGUGAUAAUGUCUACUUAAAACUUUCUUGUUUUUUUGUUUAUUUUGUUUUAUUUUACUUGCUGAUAUUAUUUUUUCAAAUGUUAACAUACAUAAAAAGCCCAACUAAUAUAAAAAAUAUGUAAUAAAUAAAUAUUAAAAUUGAGGUUAUUAAUAGAAUGUGCUUUGGCGGGCAACUCACAGACACUGUGCGGCCAACCUAAUGUCCAUUCUGUGCUGUACAUUUCUUCAUCAAGUGAAACUUUUUGAUUGAUCUUUCCAAUUUUGUGUUUAUGUGUUUAGUUUAAUUACUUUGAUAUCAGCCAUAAUGAAAUAGUAAUACCAUGGUUAUUACAUAUACGUAAAUCAUUCUGUAUGUCUACCAUAUUCAUAUUUUUCACAUUUCAUGUUAUUUACAUGGUAUGGACUUCCUUCCUAAAAUGGUUUAUUUGGAGUAUCAAUAAUAUUAGAUGAAUAAAUCUAAAGAAAGAUUUUG